Molecule: messenger RNA, 2085 nt
Organism: Scaptodrosophila lebanonensis
Lineage: Eukaryota; Metazoa; Arthropoda; Insecta; Diptera; Drosophilidae
Gene: deltaCOP
Product: coatomer subunit delta
Exons: 8
Coding region: 171-1757 (528 amino acids)
Biological process (GO): retrograde vesicle-mediated transport, Golgi to endoplasmic reticulum; endoplasmic reticulum to Golgi vesicle-mediated transport; Golgi localization
Cellular component (GO): cytosol; COPI vesicle coat
Source: RefSeq, a predicted model, not a curated record
UACACCGUAAACAGUUGCCCCGAACCGAACACGUCAGCUACGCGGAUUGAUUAAAAACAAUUUGUUUGGAUAAUUUCAAUAAAUUGUUUGUUGCUGUAACUGCUCGCUUGCAGAGUAUUUGAACAUACACAACGAUAUAGUUAACAGGCUGAUUCUAACUCUGCUGCAAAAUGGUACUCAUUGCUGCCGCAGUCUGCACAAAGAAUGGGAAAGUCAUACUGUCACGUCAGUUUGUGGAGAUGACGAAGGCACGGAUCGAGGGGUUGUUGGCUGCAUUUCCCAAGCUGAUGACAGCUGGAAAGCAGCACACGUAUGUGGAGACGGACUCAGUUCGGUAUGUGUAUCAGCCGAUGGAGAAGCUCUACAUGCUGUUGAUAACAACAAAAGCAAGUAACAUUUUGGAGGAUUUGGAAACACUGCGUCUGUUCUCUAAAGUGAUCCCGGAGUAUAGCCACUCCCUGGAGGAGAAGGAGAUUGUCGACAAUGCAUUUAAAUUAAUAUUCGCUUUCGAUGAAAUUGUUGCGCUGGGCUACAGGGAAAGCGUAAAUUUGGCGCAAAUUAAGACAUUUGUUGAAAUGGACUCUCACGAGGAGAAAGUCUAUCAGGCGGUGCGUCAGACACAAGAGCGCGAGGCACGUCAAAAGAUGCGCGAGAAGGCUAAAGAGCUGCAGCGUCAACGCAUGGAGGCCAACAAGCGUGGUGGUCCAUCAAUGUCCAGCAGCAUGGGUGGACGCAGCGGUGGCUUCAGUUCCGACAGCUUCGGCAGCAGUGGUAUCAGCAGCGCCGCAGGCGCACCGUCUAUUGAGUUGGACAGCAAACCUGUGCCGUCAAAAACAGCGCAAAAGCCUGGCUCGCGCAACGCUCUCAAAUUGGGUGGCAAAUCGAAGGAUGUAGACAGUUUUGUCGAUCAGCUGAAGAGCGAGGGCGAAAAAAUUGCCAAUUUGACGCCAGCUGCGGCUGUCGGAGCCGGCGGUACAGGCUCCAGUGCUAGUGCAGCGGCCAAAGCUAAAAUUUCUGCAGACAUUCAUACGGAGAGCGUACAUUUGAAAAUGGAGGACAAAUUGACUGUGCGUUUGGGCCGCGAUGGUGGCGUCCAACAAUUCGAGUUGGCUGGCCUCCUAACACUACGUAUUAGCGAUGAAAAUUUGGGCCGCAUUAAGGUUAAAUUGGCCAAUAACGACACACAGGGUAUUCAGUUGCAAACACAUCCGAAUGUGGAUAAGGAGUUGUUUAAGACUCGCGCCAUGAUUGGCCUCAAGAAUCCGGCCAAGCCCUUCCCCUUGAACACGGAUGUGGGUGUGCUUAAGUGGCGAUUCAUUUCGCAGGACGAGUCCGCCAUACCGCUAACCAUCAAUUGCUGGCCAUCAGAUAAUGGUGAAGGCGGCUGCGAUGUAAACAUUGAAUACGAGCUGGAAGCACAGCAUUUGGAGCUACAGGAUGUGUCCAUUGUCAUUCCAUUGCCCUUGAACGUACAACCCUCAGUUGCCGAGUUCGAUGGCACAUACAAUUACGAUUCACGCAAGCACGUCCUACAGUGGAAUAUUCCCAUAAUUGAUGCAAACAACAAGUCCGGCUCUAUGGAGUUCAGCUGCAGCGCCUCAAUACCUGCCGACUUCUUCCCUUUGCAAGUGUCAUUCGUAUCGAAGACGCCAUAUGCUGCCAUCAGAGCGCUCGAUGUCGUCCAAGUGGACACCGAUGCAUCGGUCAAAUUUUCAAGCGAGACCAUAUUGUUUGUCGAAAAGUAUGAGAUCGUAUAAGGCACAAAUGUAAUGAGCGCCCCCGCCUUGGUGCGUGUGUGAGUGGUUUUGUGUUCUUAUUACUACUUCUACUUCCUAUCCUCCUACCCCAUCCCAAUUAAGGAUCGACAUAGCGUGUUAUGUUAAUUCUUAUGCAUACAUAUGAUUUAUAGAAAUGUUAGCCUAUGCUCUUAUUUUAAAGUUGAAUAUCAAGAAUGCACGUUUUAAAUUAAUGCGUGCCGAUGACUUUUAAAGUCGUGCGCGCUUUUCGCAGUAGUUCCAAAAAAAUGUGCUCUAAACAACAGUAAUAGUAUAAACAAAAAUAUAUUAACAUUGUGUGUAAAACGUA